This is a messenger RNA of Ahaetulla prasina, 2024 nucleotides long. RefSeq names its product BCL2 like 12 (gene BCL2L12). Gene Ontology annotation, biological process: regulation of apoptotic process. The transcript is spliced from 7 exons. NCBI's taxonomy places the organism in Eukaryota, Metazoa, Chordata, Lepidosauria, Squamata, Colubridae. The record is from RefSeq and is a predicted model, not a curated record. The coding region runs from base 135 to 1226 and encodes 363 amino acids.
GGUAGGGCAAGUUUAAGAGGAACUUUUCUGAAGGAGCUGGGGGACGUUUCGGGCUGAAGGUGAUGGUAGUUGGAAAAAGAAAGGACUCUUCCCUGCUUUGAAGUACCAGCCCAGCCUUGCAUAGUUCCAAGCUCAUGGCUGGAAGUCCAGUGCCCCCUAGGAGGAAGGUGGUUGAGGAGACACGGCUGGUGUUGGAAGCGUUCUUGCAAGGAGCAUUAAACAGAGGAGAGGAUGGGGCCCCAGGUCAUGUGGGUCGUGGCUACCAUGACCCCCAAAGUUACAUGUCCAGGUCCCCUGUGGAACGUUUUCCAGAAUGUCCUGCCUGCAGCCCUGUCCAUGAAGCAAAUAACUGUGUGGAAGGGAAAAAACAUGGUUUCCGCACCAGCAUUAAGCACCUGUUGCAGAAGCGGUCCAGUGCUCGAGGAUUCUCAGACAAUCUGCCCUCCACUGGAGACCCUUUAAAGAAAUCUAAGCCAGGACCUGAAGGGACCCACCGCAAGCGCCACUUCUCCUUCAAGGGCCUCCUGAAGAAGAAGACUGCUUCAGCAGAGAUAACUGACUCCAAUGCUCUCCCCAGGCGGCCUGAUACUUUGCCUCUUGCCACCUGCUAUUGCAAAAAGCAGGCAGCUGAACCAGAAGAUGCCCAGAUAACAGGCAAUGGUGAAGCUGAGGAUGCUGAGUUUUAUACUUUGGUGGCUCAGAAACUAGAUUACUAUGUGAAACACCAACAAAGGAUCAGCCCUAUAGCUGCAAAAAGCUCAGUUUCUCCCAAAGAUCCAAACGCUACAAUUUCCACAGACAUAAUCUCUGACAAUUCAGUUGCCUUGGAAAAAGUGCCAGAACAAUUGGAUGAGAAACAGAAAGAACAAAUCCUUCAGAAGUUGGUUGCCCUUCUGGAAGAGCAGGCUACCGUCUUCAAUAAAAAGAUUGAAGCUGACCCACUGCUACGCAACACUAUCUCCCGCCUCUCCUACCGUAGCUUUACUCACCUGGCUGAAGCCUUCACAUCACGAACCUCACCUGGAGUCUCUAGCCCUCAGCUAGCCAAGCUAGCCCUUACCAUGGAACUAACACGGAAAGUGGCUGGCAUCAACAGCCAUGCAGUACAUACCCUCAUGGGCUACAGUUUGCAGUAUAUGGAUAUGUUCAUACCUUGGCUGCAGCAGCAAGGUGGCUGGGAGAACAUUGUAGCCCAGGAGGAGAUAUUUGACUUGCAACUUGACUGAACCAACUUCUGUGCACCAGUGGCUAUGCUCUUAUGAUGAAUCUUGUUUGCAGAAGACUAAGUGCUGGGUAGAGCUGCUAGCAUCUAAAGAUCUUUGUGUCUUUCCACCUAAGCUAAAUCCAAAGGGACUUUUUUUUUUUUAGUAGCCAUUACUGGAGCUAAUUCUGAGAUAUUAAGAAUUAGCAGAAACCAACUCUAAUCCUCUGUAUUUGGAGUGAAUUGCAAAAUUUGACCACAGUAUGCCAUAUUUUGUUCUCAAGUAUUCCUGCAGAAGUAUGAAGUAGUUACUCCCUCAUAAACCUUCCAGCUGUUAAAAUAUUUCUGAAAGGCUACCUUUCAGAGAUGCCUGCCAUCAGAGGCAAGAAAAGUGAUGCCCUUGGUGACAGCCUCUGUUCUUCCAAGUAAGUCUUACUGAGGAAGGCUUAAUUUUUUUUCCACCCAAGAUGAACUUUCUUUCCUCAGAUUAUAUACUUGAGAUUAAAUAGAUAUACUCCUAUUUUAUUUUAUCCCUAUUUUGAGAUGAAUGGAUGGAAAUUUUGUGCCUUUGCUUUGUUUUGAAUGUUUUGUUCUGAGGUGCUCUGAGAAAUUUUGGGAUUUUAGAACAAGAAAAAGAAUUUCUAUGCGAAACUGACUUGAAGGAGACUCAUAUUAAUUUCAGUGGGACUAAGUUCUGUAUAAAUAGUGGGAGAAAAGAAGUUUAAUAACAAACUCAGGGAUAUGGGAGCAUGUUUGUUUAACGGCAAUAGCUUUCCUGAAGUACUGUGAUUUAUUUUUUUAAAUAAAAAUUUAAAGAUCCUUA